AUGUUUUCUUCUGCAGGCAGAUCAUGGCUGCUGCUCACAGGCUUCAUCCUCUUCUAUAUCAUCUACCUGCUGUUCGGAGCCCUGGUUUUCUCCAGCAUCGAGCGGCCUGUGGAGGACAAGCUGCGACAUGACAUGGAGACCCUGAAGCAGGAGUUCCUGAACCAGAGCUGCGUCAACGCCGCGUCCCUGGAGCGCUUCCUGCUCAAAGUCCUGACGGCCAACAAGUACGGCGUCUCCGUCCUCAGGAACUCCUCCGUCCAGGCUUCCAGCUGGGACCUGGCAUCCUCCAUGUUCUUCGCCAACACCCUGGUCACCACAGUCGGUGAGUCCGAACCACAGACAAAGACUUUUUAGGCGAGAAGAGAGACAGAGAGAGAAAGAGAGUGUGAUACGCUUUUACGCACAAACUUGUCAUUUCAGUGAAAUAGGAAACAGACAAACAUCACAGACGAAGGGAAAGCUUCACUAUGGAGACUUUAAGGGGUCCAGAAACCCAGACGGUCUGGUCCUGUCGGUUCGGUUCUGGCCUUAUUUUGCCACGUGUCUCAAACAUUUCUCAGCCGUUCGUCCAGAAUCUGGAGCUGCUGAUCCAGAAACCAACAACGUGUGUUAGAAACUGUUCAGAAGCAGGAUUAAAGGGUUUAUUCUGAAACUCAACAGGAUCAAAAUCUUUAAAAAUGUUCAUAAAGUUCCUUUUUAACUCUCAGAUAAACUCUCUAAACAAACUUUCUCUGAUUUUCAUCACAUGUUCCUCUGAAUGAAGGUGGAGAAGGUCCAGAUCUGCUCAGAUGGUCCAGAUUCUGAUUAAAGUGUUUUUUUUUAAUAAUUGUAUUUUAUUUUUAGAAUUUACAUCAUUUUUAUUCAAAUAAGGUAGAAAAUGAUCAAACAUGAGGAAAAAACAAAAAGAAGGAUAAACAAAGAAAAACAACAACAGUGUGUCACUCCUUAAAGAAAUCUGUGUCCUUAUAUAAAGUAUUUUAUUAUUAUCUCAGUCUGGGACCCCCUAAACCACCGUCCCCCUCAGUUAUAGUUUCACCUUUAAGGGGUCUCCGUGUGUCCAUAAAGAUUUCAUCAUUCUCUUUAAUUCUUCGUUUAUCCAUCAGAAAAACUCUAAACGUCUCUUUGUACCUCUGAGUGACAGCAGGAGGUCUGUCGCUCGUUUACAUUUUCAGUCCAUAAAUAAGAGUUUAUUCAGUCAUUUAGAUCUUUAACAUGAAUAUGGUGUUUUUUUUAAUCAGCCUUCAGUGUUGGACGCUGAGAGGAACGGUGUAAAGAUCUUCUUCAUGAUGAUAACUGUUCUGUUUAUGAUGCUGAGUCUGAGACUGUUAAACUUCUUCUUAUUUAUGAGCGUCUCUGUCCCAACGAGACGAAAUCAAACUUUUCCUUCAGGCUCAUGAAGUUUCUGGAGUUUCCUAAAGCCUGAGAAAAUGACCCUGGAGAUGUGGGGGAGCUUUGGCAGCUUUGGGAAAUGCCUUUUGUUGGUGGAGGAGCUGAGUUUGGAUUUAUAAUGUUCAGAGAAAAUAUCCACAAAGAUCCUCCAGGCUCUGAACGUGUUUUUAUAACGUCUGUUUCAUUAGCAGCAGAGUGUCAGACUGAGGGGGAUAGGGGGGCCUUUGAACCAGGACUUUGAGGAGACCCCUGUGUCUGUGCCCCUGGGUGGUAGAGAGGUGGUCCACCAUUGAAAAGACUGAGGGGUCAACCUUCAGGUCCAGUCCUGGUAACAAGUUUCUGAAGAGUCUCCUAACAGAGACGAUGAAAUCUUUUCACACAAAACAGCCGCUGUCACACACGUGUGUGUGUGUGUGUGUGUGUGUGUGUGUGUGUGUGUGUGUGUGUGUGUGUGUGUGUGUGUGUGUGUGUGUGAGAAUGUUGGUAUGUUGUGUUAAGGUGCUUUCAGAGGUCAGAAGACUGGUAAUGACGUCUGAAAUUGAAGUGGAUGUAAAUCUGCUGGUUCUCUGACUCUGAGUUUAACCCUUUAAAUCCUGUUUCUGUAAAUCUGUAAACAUGUCAGAUCAGCGUCUGACAGGAAACAGUUCCUCUCUGUUGGAGCUCUGUCUGUAUUUAGUCUUCACUAAAUUAAUGUCAGAUUAAAGUAUUUUUACACUGUCUUUAAAAUUGAAGGAUUCGUGUUUUUUUACGGUUUAUAUUUUUAUCAAACCUCUUUUAUUUUGAUGAAAUUUUUCUCUGAUUGUCUGAGUUUUUAGCCCAGCAGUCAAUAGUUUAAGUGUCUGAACUCUCAUCACUCAGUUCGUUUACAGUCUCAGUUUAAUCAGAAUAGACUCAUAACUCGUCUUUUUCUCUGAAUCAGACUUCUCUCCUCGUCCUCGUUUACAUGCAGCUGAGAAAAUCGAAUUAUUGACGUGAACGUGUCCUCCUCCCCAACACUAGAGGGCGAUAUGGGUCUUUUCAGCUGCGCUGUUUCCGACCCCAUACAACCGUCAACAACAACAGCAGGUCGGUGUCAGACGUCAGAAGUGUCUACAACUGCUGCUGGGCAUUUUGGAGAAACAAGAAGAUGGAGCAUCGUACAGCGUUGUUUUUGUCCGACAUGAUGGACGCGCUACUUUUUCUAAAGAGGAGACCAACGCUACUCCUCUACUCUGGGGUUUUUGUUACGGGGUUACGGGGGCGUGGCAUUGUCCGAUCAUACUCCAACUACGCUGGUUACAUGGUAGAGAAAAUCGAAUUCCAAUCUCAUUAUCAGGGUGUUUUAAUCAGAGUUCUUAAACUCUGAUUAUAGUCGGACUAAAGUGUUUACAUGACCUUCAGUUGUCCGGUCUUUAUCGGAAUAAGGCGAUAAUUCGGUUUUCUCGAGUGUCAUGGAAACGAACUGAGUGGUGCAGUCUCUCUCUCUCUCUCUCUCUCUCUCUCUCUCUGUUGUUCCUCAUUGGUCUGAGCUGAUGGAGGGGCGUGGCCUCACCCAUACUCUGCUGUUAACGAGGAGAGGGGGGUGGUGGUCUUCGUAAAGGUCUCGGGCGAGCCGAAUCCAGAUCUGCUGACUUGACAGAUGCAGGUUUCAGUAAAGUCUCCUUUUGUACCACAGUGGGUGACGGGGCUGAUGGGAAAUGUAGUCUCCAUCCUGGAAACAUGAAAACUCCCUACUGUACCUUUAAUUUAGCUGAGCUGCUCAGUUUUAAUGAGGGCGUUUAUUAAAAAUGAUGAUUUUAUAACUUUAAACUCGUUUUUACUGUCAGUGUUUCUGUUUUAUUGAAAGAGAAGCUCUUCAGCAUUCAGUCAGUCGAGUCCUUAAACUGUAUUUUAUUUUAGUUUUCUGGACUUUUACUGGAAAAAGUCUCAGUAUGUAAAUGAAGUUUGUGACUCAGAUUAAAAAAGUUUACACUGCUGCAGCAGAUUUUAAUUAAGAAGCUUUUAAUCCAAGUCUGAGAUCAAUCUGAGAGAGAAAUUAGAGAAAGUCCACAGGAGUCACACUCUGACAGACAGACGCUCACAUGGGCACCGCGGAAAUGCAGAUUCAUGCAUGAAGCAGAACCGAAGUGACCCUAAAGCUCAGGAGAAGUGAGUUUCACAACUCUGUGAGUGUUUCCUUAAAUGACACCUCAGAUUAACGUCUAAUCUGGAGGUAAAAGCAGAAGAUGGAGAACAAUUUGAGUUCCUAAUGACCGUGGUCAAACUUCUGUGGAAGUCUUUAAAAGAGGAACAAUGAAACUGAUCAUGUUGGAGACGUUCACAGGAGCCGCUCCGUCCUAAUGAUGCUGAACGUCCUCCUUGUUCCUCCUGUGUUUGACUGACUAAAGAUCUGCUCACAAACUUUACUCCCAGAGGUCCGAACCUUUCAUUCGGAUCUGCUCGCUUCAUGUUUUCAGUGUUUUGGAGACACAAAAGGAAUAUUUUCUCCACUGAGCCGAACAGAUCAGCAGAAAAUCCCUUCACUACGCGUGUCCAGAAAAACUCAAACUGCUGCCCGGAGUUUGUGUGUCUAAUCUGAGCGGCCAGAUUAGAUUUCUCCAAAUUAGCUUCAGGCUCCAAACGUUGAUUAACCCUUCCGGGUCCCUGUGGCCGAAUUCGGCCAUUUGACGAAAAAACAAGAGACUUAUUUGGAUAUAUUUUUUUUUUUACUGCAGCAAAUGUGAUGAAUUUUUUUUUCUAAGCUUAAUUUGAAAUUCUACUCGAAAACAUGAAUUCAACAUUUUCACCAGGUCAAUAAUAAAGCCAGGACAAAUUUUCACCCUCCAGAGUCCCUCGUGGCCGAAAAAAGCCACUUUUUUUGUCGGCUGUAAAAUCAUAUUGGAUUAAUAUUUUUUUCUGAUUUUUUUUCACACAUCUCUUAUUUUACUUCUGCCCUGUUCGAAACUAGCAAAUGUUUCAUUGAAAACAUUUUUUUUUAACCCUUUAAGUGCCAAUUUAAGACAAAAAGUCACAAAUAUAGCAAAAAUUUAAGGAAAAUGACCCAUUUUUUUUAUAAAACAUGAUCAGAAACUGGUUAUCUCUUGCAGGGUAUCAAAGUCAUGAAUAUGUCAGAGAUUAGUAAUAUCAUUGGCUUUGAUGCAUUUUAAGUUUUUCUGUAGCAUCAGAUUUAAUGAAAAACUGCGUUUGGCGCCUCCCAGUGGCCAAAACUACUUUGUCUGCUGUAAAAUCAUAUUGGAUUGAUAUUUUUUUCUGAUUUUUUUUCAUACAUCUCUUAUUUUACUUCUGCCCUGUUCAAAACUAGCAAAUGUUUCAUUGAAAAUAAAAUUUUAACCCUUUACGGGCCAAUUUAAGACAUAAAGUCACUUAAAAAGCAAAAAAAAAUGGAAGGAAAAAUUUAAGGAAAAUGACCAAUUUUUUUUAUAAAACAUGAUCAGAAACUGGUAAUCUCUUGCAGGGUAUUUAAGUCUUGAAUAUGUCAAAGAUUAGUAAUAUAAUUGACUUCAAUGCAUUUUAAGUUUUUCUUUAGCAUCAGAUUUAAUAAAAAACUGCCUUUGGCGCCUCCCAGUGGCCAAAACUACUUUUUCUGCUGUAAAAUCAUAUUGGAUUAAUAUUUUUUUCAGAUUUUUUUUCAUACAUUUCUUAUUUUACUUCUGCCCUGUUCAAAACUAGCAAAUGUUUCAUUGAAAAUAAAAAUUUUAACCCUUUAAGGGCCAAUUUUAGUCAUAAAGUCACUUAAAAAGCAAAAAAAAUGGAAGGAAAAUGAAGGAAAAUGACCAAUUUUUUUAAUAAAACAUAAUCAGAAACUGGUAAUCUCUUGCAGGGUAUUUAAGUCUUGAAUAUGUCAGAGAUUAGUAAUAUAAUUGACUUAGAUGCCUUUUAGGUUUUUCUGUAGCAUCAGAUUUAAUGAAAAACUGCGUUUGGCGCCCCUCAGUGGCCAAAACUACUUUGUCUGCUGUAAAAUCAUAUUGGAUUAAUAUUUUUUUCAGAUUUUUUUUCAUACAUUUCUUAUUUUACUUCUGCCCUGUUCAAAACUAGCAAAUGUUUCUUUGAAAAUAAAAUUUUUCACCCUUUAAGGGCCCAUUUAAGACAAAAAGUCUCUUAUGAAGCAAAUAAGGUCAUUUUCCUUCCAUUUUCCUUCCAUUUUUUUGCUUCAUAAGAGACUUUUUGUCUUAAAUUGGCCCUUAAAGGAUGAAAAAAUUUUUUUCAAAGAAACAUUUGCUAGUUUUGAACAGGGUAGAAGUAAAAUAAGAAAUGUAUGAAAAGAAAUCUGAAAAAAAUAUUAAUCCAAUAUGAUUUUACAGCAGACAAAGUAGUUUUGGCCACUGAGGGGCGUCAAACGCAGUUUUUCAUUAAAUCUGAUGCUACAGAAAAACCUAAAAGGCAUCUAAGUCAAUUAUAUUACUAAUCUCUGACAUAUUCAAGACUUAAAUACCCUGCAAGAGAUUACCAGUUUCUGAUUAUGUUUUAUUAAAAAAAUUGGUCAUUUUCCUUCAUUUUCCUUCCAUUUUUUUUGCUUUUUAAGUGACUUUAUGACUAAAAUUGGCCCUUAAAGGGUUAAAAUUUUUAUUUUCAAUGAAACAUUUGCUAGUUUUGAACAGGGCAGAAGUAAAAUAAGAAAUGUAUGAAAAAAAAUCUGAAAAAAAUAUUAAUCCAAUAUGAUUUUACAGCAGACAAAGUAGUUUUGGCCACUGGGAGGCGCCAAAGGCAGUUUUUUAUUAAAUCUGAUGCUAAAGAAAAACUUAAAAUGCAUUGAAGUCAAUUAUAUUACUAAUCUUUGACAUAUUCAAGACUUAAAUACCCUGCAAGAGAUUACCAGUUUCUGAUCAUGUUUUAUAAAAAAAAUUGGUCAUUUUCCUUAAAUUUUUCCUUCCAUUUUUUUUUGCUUUUUAAGUGACUUUAUGUCUUAAAUUGGCCCGUAAAGGGUUAAAAUUUUAUUUUCAAUGAAACAUUUGCUAGUUUUGAACAGGGCAGAAGUAAAAUAAGAGAUGUAUGAAAAAAAAUCAGAAAAAAAUAUCAAUCCAAUAUGAUUUUACAGCAGACAAAGUAGUUUUGGCCACUGGGAGGCGCCAAACGCAGUUUUUCAUUAAAUCUGAUGCUACAGAAAAACUUAAAAUGCAUCAAAGCCAAUGAUAUUUCUAAUCUCUGACAUAUUCAUGACUUUAAUACCCUGCAAGAGAUAACCAGUUUCUGAUCAUGUUUUAUAAAAAAAUUGGUCAUUUUCCUUAAAUUUUUGCUAUAUUUGUGACUUUUUGUCUUAAAUUGGCACUUAAAGGGUUAAAAAAAAUUGUUUUCAAUGAAACAUUUGCUAGUUUCGAACAGGGCAGAAGUAAAAUAAGAGAUGUGUGAAAAAAAAUCAGAAAAAAAUAUUAAUCCAAUAUGAUUUUACAGCCGACAAAAAAAGUGGCUUUUUUCGGCCACGAGGGACUUUAGAGGGAAGUCAAUCUAAAGAGCCCGGAAGGGUUAAGGCUGUGAGUGGAGCUCGAACAGAGAACGUGUUCAGGAAAUGGAAAUGAAACGCUUAUUUCUCUGGAGUGUAAAAGACUUUUUAAUGAGCGAGAGCCGAACACAAUGAGUCCACUUCAUCUGAGCAGCAGCACACAGUGUCGUUGUUAUUAUUAUUAUUAUUAUUAUUACAUGAUGGAGUCCCUCACAGUGACUCUAUUGUGUGAACAGCUGACCUCUGUGUUUUCUGUGUUUUCUGUUGAAACCCUGAAUCUUAAAGAUAUAAAUACUCCACCGUCGGAGAGUCCCUGCAGACAAAGUGACGUCACGUUUGUGGUGUUCGGGUCCGAGCGCUCUUUUCUAAACUAUCAUCUCACUGAACAAAAGCAGGUCUGUCCAGCCGCUGAGCGAUAACGCCGUCAGGUUGACGGUCGUUCAGCUCCUGUCCACAGAAAUAACAUUUCACUUUUCUGCUUCUAUGUGUGUCAAACUCUUCAAACAUGUGACCCGAGAGUUUCAUCCAGUAACCUGCAGUAACGCCGAUCCCAACAAAGACAGCUUUGUUCUUCCCUCCUCAGAGCAGUUUCUACUUAAACACGACUCUGUGUGUCAGCGGGCUUUUAGAAUAUAACCCACCUCCUGAAGUGAGUCUGUUUUUUCAAGUCAGAUUAUAAAAAGAGGUGUAGAUGUAUUCUGUGGUCAGUGGUGGUCUGUGAUCUUCUGACAUGUUUACUGUGAGAAACUGUUUUUUUGUAGUCAGCUCAGAGAAACUUCAGAGGACUCUAAUAAAGUCAGCUGUUCCAGAUCUUUUCCCGCUUAAAUCAGAAUAAAUGUUGUUUUUGUUCAAACACUGAUGCAGGUCUGGGUUAGUGUGAUAGUUUGUCUAAUCCCGGUUCAUUUGGAGAAAGUCUCUGUCGUCAGUUUGUGAAGUUUAGUCGGUUUCCUCCUUCUUGUCGUCGUAUUUUAAACCACAGCAGCUGUUUUUAGUUCUUCCUGAGAGGUAAUCAUGUGCUGCUGUUGGCUCCUGACUGACAGCCGCAGCAGCUCAACCUUUUAUUAAUCGCAUUAAAAGAGUUGAUGUAAGAAGCUGCUGCAGCGGUUUCUGUGUGUGAGAGAAUAAAACUUAUUUCUGUGUUUUCAGACCAAAGACCGUUUUCUCGUUUUUCCUCCAGGCUCUGGACACUAAAUUAGACACAGUGACGCAGCUCUACAACAGUCCUUUUUAUCAUUAUUAUUAUUAUUAUGUGUGAUCCACAUUUCUGAUCAUUUUUAAAGAAACUUCUUUGUGUUUCAUUCAGAGUUUCAGGUUUUUUUAAAAGCUGAUUCUGACGACAGCGAGUCUGAGUUCAGUUUAACUUCUGCGGCUCCAAACUCUGAAUCUGAAAUCCUCUGAAGAACUUCUGUGACUGUUUAACGGGACAGUCCUGACUCAGUGUAGGUGUGCAGGUUAAACUCUCAACACUUCAGGAUUAGGACGACACUCAGAGUAACCCUGGUUUGGAGCAGCCCUGAUGUCGGCGGAUUUUCUUCUUCCAGGUCCAGAACAUGCAGCCGGACUUCAUCAUUUUUCUUUUUUCCGACUCAGUGAUGACGACUCUGUAGUGUGGCAACAGUGGAGGAGGUUCCAGAAAAGCUGUGCAUUUUGAAAAAGGAAAGAGGGACGUUAAAGUUUGAGACACAGAGAGUCUGAAAUCAGAGUUUGUGAAAAAGUAAAUUUAUCAGUGAGUCGUGUGACGUUUGAGAGGGACAGUGAGGACGUCCUCUCUCCAAACACAGACAGGGACCCUGAAGCAGCUUUAAAGGACGAUGACAGCUGAACGGUUUAAGAGUUAAAACCUGAAAUAUUCAGACACAGCUGACUCUCUCUCUCUUUCUCUUCGAUGUCAGACUUGAUUAUCUGAUCUUCUCUUCCUCUUGUGACCCCUCUGUCUGUCUGUCUGUCUGUCUGUCUUUCUGUCUUUCUUUCUUUCUUUCUUUCUGUCUGUCUCUUCUGUCUCUCCCAGGUUAUGGUCACAACACCCCUCUGUCUGACACCGGGAAAGCCUUCUCCAUCAUCUACGCCCUGAUCGGAGUCCCCUUCACCAUGCUGGUGCUGACCGCCUGCGUGCAGAGGCUGAUGUACCCUCUGGUCUUCGCCCCCGUCAGCCUCCUGCAGCGCUCAGGCAUGGAGGCCCGGUCCGCCACCAUCCUCCACUUCAUACUGCUGCUGGUUCUGGUGGUGCUGCUUUUCUUCGUGGCGCCGGCGGCUGUGUUCAGCGCCGUGGAGAUGACCUGGUCGUUCCUGGACGGCAUCUACUUCUGUUUCAUCUCCCUCUGCACCAUCGGACUGGGGGACUUUGUCCCGGGGACACAUCCGACCCAGAAGUCCAGGCCGCUGUACCAGGUCGCUGUCAUGGGUGAGUUCUGAGGGUUUGAAAAAAACUUUCAUAGUUUCAUCGUCUUUAAGAAACAAACAUCUUGAAGUCUGUGGAGUGGUUCCUGUCUGCGGUCCUCUGACGGGUCGAGUCUGUCUGCCGUGAGCUUCUAAACGCCGCUCUGUCUUCCUGUGUUUUUGUUUGUGUGAUUAUUUCCUCUUUCUGACUUCACGGUGUCAGACGAACUCCUCUGAGUGUUUCCACAGUCUCGUGGUCACAGCGCCCGGCUCACGUACUUCUCCUCUGUGACGUGGAUUGAUGGUGUUUGAUAAGAAGGUGGUGUCUCCUCCUGAUGACGAUCAUGUCGGUCUGUGUUUACUGAGAGCUGUCAGCUGUGACGGAGUUGUUUUUGUCUUAAAUUACCGACAAACUGUGAAAUCUCACCCACUGGAGUCAUUUAGCACAGACCUGUUACAGAUCAGAGACGGGUCUCCUCACAGAAACCCUCCUCCCUGUCUCGGUGCUCUCGUAGUUUUAGGUCUGUAUAUGAUUCUUCAUGAGUAAAUAGUUGUAGGUUAAAAAAACAAACACUGUUGAACUGUUUGUGUUGAGUCAGUCGAGUGCAGAGUCCUCUGUUUAUGGAGGUCUGAGUGUAAGAUCCAGGUCUGAGUGUAAGAUCCAGGUCUGAGUUAGGGCUUCACACAGAUCCAGUAAAUCUGCAGGAAACAUUGAUAACUCUUCUUCAGCUUCUCUGAUGUUCGCCUGUGUGUGGGAAACACCCACGGUGAGUUUUUGAGUGACUGUGAAAGUAAAGAGAACUUCUGUGUUCAUGUGGAAACGCUUCAGAGCAGCUUUGAGUGAAAUCAUUUAAAUUUUAGAAACAAAGCAAACGGCCGGGAGGAAGAGUGAUUAAACCGGAACAAACCGGUUUUUACAUCAUCGGAAUAUAAUCAGUGAAAACAGAAAGUCUCUGACCUCCUCAGAACCAGAUUUCAUCUCAUCAUCACAAACACUUUCAGUUUCUUCGCUCUAAAGCCUCAAACAGAUCAUCAAAGUCUGUUUAAUGUUUCUUAACUGUUGUGUGAAAACUGAGUACGGUGGCCCAGAGCCGCUACUGCUGCAAAUAAAAAAAGAACACAAUGUAAGAUAAUGACACAAAAAAUGUGGCGAUGGAAAAAGGAAAAACAAAAAAAGUUACUGUGAAAAUAAAAGGAUCCAAAUAAAAAAAGCCACAAGAGAAAUGAGCUGUCGGGGACCGUUAAUGAUGAUGCACCGGUGUUUUACGAUCUAGGUACAGAAGACGACGGCGAGAAGACGAGCAAAGAAGAUCGUGGAAAGGUUAUUGUUUAAUUUCACUUUGUAAACUUUUUAAUGUGUCGUGGUUAGACGGUGUAGCGCCUGAGUCUCUACGACUCUACACCGACAUCCUCCAGUUUAACUUCAUAUCCACUCAGGCGCUACACGGUCUAACCACGACACAUUAAAAAGUUUAAUUAAUCAAUAACCUUUUCCCUCACUUCUUUGCUCGUCUUCUCGCCAUCGUCUUCUGCAUAGACAUAACAUACGUAGACGCCUCAAAGCCUGACGCUGCCAACUGGAGCUCACAUAUCAGCGCGGCCGCCAUCUUGGAUUUGUGAAAUAUAAUCCUACAUAAUCUGGUUUCAAUACGGCGUUGGUUUUUUCAACCAUAGAGUGCAAAAAUACGGGAACAGUUGCUCGUUCUCCACAUGUAUGAUGUCUAAGGUCUUCUGUGUCUAGAUCGUAAAACACCGGUGCAUCAUCAUUAUCGGUCCCCGACAGCUCAUUUCUCUUGUGGCUUUUUUUUAUUUACAUCUUUUUAUUUUCGCAGUAAGUAACUUUUUUUUUCGGCAUCAACACUUUUUUUGUGUCGUUAACUUCCGUUGUGUUUCUUUUUUUAUUUGCAGCGGGCUUCAGUUUCCUUUUUUCGCUUUGGUAACUUUUGUUGUGACUUGUUUUUUCUUUGCAGCAGUGGCUGUUCUCAGCCACCGUAACUGAGAGUGUAACCACACACUCAUACUCACACACUGACACACUCACACACUGCAGUUGUGUUGAAAUGACGGCUAACAGGAGUCACAUGACUCUGAGUGUGGUCGGGUUUGUCCUGUGAGGGUCACACUGGGCUGCUACAUGCCUGCAGAGCUGGAGAGAAGGACAGAUGAGGAAUCGGGGGUCCUGCUGCACAGACUCAGAGAUGACUCCGCUCUUCGUUUCUCUUCUGCAGAAACUCUUUAAAAAAGAAAACCUGCAGGUUCACCGCUGAGUCCUGGAAACUCCGUUCUAGUGUGAGGACCUGAAUCCAGCACAGAGACUGGAGGAGGUUUGGUUCACGUUGUGAUAAAUCCAGAUCAGCUCUGUUAACCAGCCGCCCUGGAAAAUGCUGACUCAUUCUGACUUUGGGUCAACCUACGAGAGUCAAAGAGGCGGAGUUUAAGGCGGACCUUUACCUUUCCCUUCCUCACCUGUUGUCAGCUCUCAUUGUAACUUCAGUCCAGAAAACUCCCGACUUUAAAAACCGUCUCUGCCUGUUCAGAGAAACGAGUCAGAAGACCAGAACCUUUUAAAAACUCCCACAGGUGACGGUGGAUCAUGACUCGGCCUCAGAGGACGGCAGAUCUGGUUUCAGUCUCCUCUGCAGGAUGAGUGUUUGCAGCUCUGGGAGCAUCUGACCUUCUCAGCCGUGUGUGCCGUCUCAUUUCUCACCUCUGAUGUGAGAAGUUCCACCUCUCACUGAGUCAGAGGAUGACCUUUCAGCUCCUCAGACGUGAAACACGGAGAACAGACGUGUUAAUGUGAAAACCUGAUGAUGAGUAUCUGCACAGAGUCAUCUCAGAGGAGAUCUUUGUCUGUGAAUCGUCUCGUUAAAACUGGAGGAAGUGAACCAGUAACCUGAGCGUGAACAUGACGGGGCGUUAAACUGGAUUUUAGAGUAGAUGGUUCCUCAAAGAGAAUCAUGAGCUUCAAAGUUUCACCCGUUAGAAAUCUUCUCAUGUUAUUUUUAGCGUCAUCGUCGUGGUUGUAAUCGUCACCUCAGCCUCACAGACUUCUUCUUUUCUAUUUUGAGAGUUUCUUUGCUUCAUCAGAGACACGGUUUGCCGUCAUUUUGGAAACAGUUUCUUGAACGUGUUUUUUUUAUCGGUUACUCAGUGAGUCAUGAUGUUUAUUCACCUCAUUUCCUCCCUGCAGUAAAGCUGCAAACAGACGUGUGCGGCGUGCUCCUCCGGCUCCUCUGUGUCUGUCUGUCUGUUGAGAGAGAGAGAGAGAGAGAGAGAGAGAGAGAGAGAGAGAAAAGAUGAAGCAGCAGACAAAAUAAUGUUCAGAGUAGAGCUGGGCGAUAUGGGAAAAAGUUUAUCAGGAUAUUUGUUUUCAUAUCAGCUGAUAUGGAUCAAUAUCAGGAUAUAAAAAUCUAACAGAGUUUAUUGGUCUCAUGUCUUUUCCAACACAAUCAUCUCCUGCAUCUGUGAGGUCUUUGUGUCUCUUUGGCGUUUUGUCGUAAGGCGUCGCUCUAGAGAAAGCCGACUGAAUGGUCGUCUGUUUCAGGCGCCAUGGGCUCCUCGCUCCUCUCGGGGUUUGUAACCUUUGGCGUUGCGCGUGCUCUGCGGCGUGGCGCUGCUUCAGGUGGUGAAAAAGAUUUGAGGUAUUCCCCGACUUUGUGAGAACAUGUACUCGACAUAAUUUACAGUCCACAUUACUCUGCUUCAUGUCCGACCUCCAAAAACCAAAAUACCUCCACACCACCGACGUUUUCCUAACGCCAGUGUUGUGGUUGACAUUGAUGUGGUCAUCUGUUGAGCCUUCAUGGUCAUUUCUGUCGGGGGUAGCACUCAUUUUCUUUGUUUCUCACCAACAGUGCUGUCGGCUUCACCUGUUAAAGUGCUAUGGUUGGGUGGAGCUGCUGUCUGCUACGACGCUGCAGUUGGUUGAUACUUGGUUCUGAUUCAGAACAUGAUUGGUUCAGACCCGGAGAAACGCCCCUUUUCAUUGGCUGUUCGUAUAGUCGACCAAAACAUGUCAGAAACACGCAAUGACCGUGUUUUAUAUUGAUAUUGAGGGAAAUUGAUUUUCGAUGUUUAUCGUCCAGCCCUAGUUCAGGGUCAGAGUCAAAACAACGUCUUGAAAACUGAAUCAGAGGAUCGUCAGCUUUAGAGCAGAGUGGAAACCCCCAUAAUGUGUUCAUAAUGAUGUGUGUUUUCACCCGGUCUUGACUCGGUUCCCAGUGUGUGUUUGUUCCUGAUUGAAUAGAGACGUUACCGUCACAUGACGGCGGUCAGAGUCACUUUCAGAGUCGCUCUCUUGUUUUGGGUCUUUGUCUGAAACUGAAUCAGAGUCUAAAAGUAGACGAGCUCUUGUUUUCUUCCCUCUGCUCGUGUCUCGACAUGUUUUUACGACAAGUCUCUGUGAAUUGACCCUAAAAUCCAAACUUGACUUCCUGUUUUUCUUUAAAAAGUGAACACUGAGUCGGACUUGGAGGAUUUUCUGGUCAGCAGGAACCAAACGGACACGAUGGGAGCGGCAGCGUGUGCUCCUCGGUGUCCUCAGCUAAUCCCUGGAGUUCAGUUUGGAGGGAGUUCACACGGAGCAGCCGGGUUGUUGUUUUUCCUCGUCCCACAGGCUUUCUUAUAUAACGGUGAUGAUGAGGAUGAUGGUGAUGUAGGUCGAGCUGAGUCAGAUUAACCCAAACGGGCCCUGCGGGUCCUGAGGAGGAUUAGUGACCGACUGAAGGACUGAAGUGUGUUUCUCACAGCGUGGCGAAGAGACGGUGUUUCAAACGGUUCCUGUUGUGGACUCAGAGACUGUAAAAUAAAAUCAGGACAAACUUUGAGAUGUUUUUAUUCUAAUCUGUCAUAAUCCAGCACUGAAACAUAAAAACUUCUCUGAAUAUAUGACCUGAAAAACGAAGACUGUGGUUUGAAGUGGAGGGAGAGAUUUCUGAGGGAUGCUGCUCUCCUGGCCUUCAUGGUUCUCCACUCCUGUUUGUUUUUCCUGCUGAUGGAGUGAAGUGAAGAAAAGUGAAGAAAACAAAAGUUUAAGGACGAGAUUUUUCAGGUAGAGGAAGCAGAUUUUAUAAAAAACAUCAGCUGUGGUCGUUUUUCUCCAACAGAAAUGUGUGUCAAUACUUUUCUAUGAUGAUGAAGAUGAUGAUGAUGAUCUUCACUUUGAGGUCACGCAGGGCAGCGGCUCCAAACUUGUUCAAACUUGUUCAAACCUUUUAAUCGACUCAAUGCCUAAAAAUGCGGCGCUUCAGUCCUGCUGCAGAGUAAAUAUUUCGGUCUGUAGUUUUGGAGUUUGGACGGUCAAAGUCUGUUUUUUUCUCUUUUAAAGCAGGAAAGAUCAGAAGUUUGGACCUCUGGAGUAAAGAGGAGUAAUGAGGGAGGAUAUAUAUGGGAUUAAACGUAAUGUAGGUUUCUCCUGCAUCAGGAGACUGUGCACCUCCACACUGAGGGUCCCGCUCCGGGUCUGAGGCCUCUGUAAUCCUGCAGUGUUGGCCUACUUGUAUAAAGUCCCGGACCUGAACUCUGGUUCUGUUAAGUGCAGACAUGUGACGGACGACAAACAGACGAGUCAGAGCAGAAAUCACAGACGCUGACAGGAUCACCUUUGACACCAUCUCCUGUCCGCCUGUUUUUGAGCGAGAUGAAAACGCCGACGUAGUUUCAGACUGAAACUUUAACAUUUCCAGACCUCCACCUCCACCUCCACCAGCUUCUCUCCCUGUUUUGAUCAAACACCAUCAGACCUGCUUUUAUUUUCCAUCCCUCUUUAUGUUUCCGACUCUUCAGGGUCAGUCUGCAGCUCACUGUUUCUUGUUGCUCUGAUGAAGUGAUGACCCCUCUCUCUCUCUCUCUCUCUCCUCUCUCUAGUCUACCUCUUUGUGGGUCUCAUGAUGAUGUACCUCCUGCUGCGCACUUUCCAUAAAAUGGCCGACCUGCACGGCCUGACCACCCUGCUGCAGCUGCCGCGCUGCGAGGAGUCGGACAUGGAUGAUGAAACACAGCCUAUCGUGGAGAACGGACACGCCAACCAGAGCAGCCCUCAUGUUCGGGGGAAAGAGAGCAGUAAGACCCUGGACUCGGGAUCACAGCCGUCCUACAACACCAUCAACAAAGGCUGA
Messenger RNA from Xyrichtys novacula (pearly razorfish), 15297 nucleotides. Lineage: Eukaryota; Metazoa; Chordata; Actinopteri; Labriformes; Labridae. The record is from the annotation of a GenBank genome assembly.